AGCUUCUACUGCCAUUUUAUCGAUCAUAUCGAUGUAUUUUCAUUGUGUUGACGGCUCUUCAGGCUGUCGUCCCAGCUGGUCACAUUAAAAUGAGCAAGAGAGAAAACUCAAUUUUUUUACUGCGACAGAACGAGCAGUUCUAUUACUAUUUUUAGCCUUUACCUUUUGACGUUUUGACAUAAUUCGUUUUAUCCGCCGCAUUUUCGUAAAAUAUGGCCAAGCAAGAGCCUUCAGUAGAAGUUGCUCCAGCAACCUCCUUAUGAACUGCAAAAGUAUCGUACUCGUAUAAAUGCAUUACAAAUUUCCUCAGCGCGAGAAAUGUAUUUUGUAAUGCGGACUUACCUUAAGAAAAAAUUUGUAAUGCGUGAUUGCAAUACGAGUGUGAUACUUUUGCACAGGAUACUCCUCGUCGUUCUUCCCCUGCGUUUCUCUUGCCGUUCAUGACCCGCGGACUGGUUUACUGGAAAAGCACAUCAUCAACCGCAAACACCCGCUCCCCCACGACGUUCUCAUCGACAUCCAGUACGCGGGCAUUUGCCACAGCGACAUCCACCAGGCACGGGCGGAAUGGCCCAUCGACUGCAUUUUCCCGAUGGUACCCGGGCACGAGAUUGCGGGGGUGGUGGAGAAAGUUGGGAAGAGCGUCACGAAAUUCAAGGUUGGGGAAAGGGUGUCCGUCGGUUGCUUUGUCGAUUCCUGCCGGGAUUGCGUCAGCUGCCACGACGGCGUCGAGCAGUAUUGCAUGUCGCGGAAGAAGGGAAAAAGCGAAAAAUUCGGUGCCAUGUUCAAAUUGAAGAAUCUUGCGACCUACAACUGCUGCGUUGGGGAAGAGAUGGCAGCGGAAAAAGGAUUGCCGGAUACGGUAUUUCUAUUUUAUUUUACAUGCGUUUGCGUCGUGCUCGUGGUGGUGGAGGUUUAUUGUCGUUGUGUCCUUAUACUUAUUUUUGUCAUGCUACAAAAGUUCCGGUCCUCCCUCGUCACACCAGAUCCUCUACGGUGGCUACUCGAAGAAGAUCACGGUCGACGAGAAUUACAUCAUGCGGAUCCCGGACUCCCUCGACUUUGCGAAGGCCGCGCCCCUGGCCUGUGCCGGGAUCACGACCUACUCUCCUCUGAAUCACUACGGCGUGCUGAAGGCCGGAAAAGCGUUCCGCGUGGGCAUCAUCGGUGUGGGCGGACUCGGCGCCAUGGCGGUGAAGUUCUGCAAAGCGGUCGAGAACGAGACGUGGUGCAUAAGCAGCAGCGAACGGAAGAAGGAGUAUUGCCUGAACGAGCUCCAAGCGGACGGCUUCGUGGUUUCCUCUGAUAAGCACGAAAUGCAGAAACUGGAGCACACGUUUGACUUUCUGCUCUGCACCAUCUCCGCUGAUUUCGAGUGGAGCGGGUACUUGAAUUUGCUGAAGCCGCAGGCAACCAUCUGUCUGGUCGGGUUGCCCCCGAACAAGUGCCAGAUCAAGCCCUUCGACUUCGUCGCGCGCCGGAUCAAAAUCGUUGGAAGCCUCAUCGGCGGCAUCGCGGAGACGCAGGAGAUGCUGGAUUUCUGUGCGAAGCACAACAUCGCGUCCGACGUGGAAAUUAUCGCGCCGAAGGAGAUCAACCGGGCCUGGAUGGAGUUAACCAAGAACGCGAAUCGGAAGGCGCGGUUUGUGAUCGAUUGGACGUGCGAGCCGGUGGAGGGCGGGGACUGGGAGAUAUGAAAUGCAAAAGCAUCGUAUUCAUCGUAUAAAUUUAAAUGCAUUACAAAUUUUCUCAGCAUGAGAUGAAAUAAAAUUUGUAAUGCUGAUUUUCCUUGACAAAGAAAUUUGUAAUGCAAGAGCAGCAUUUAUACGAGUACGAUACUUUUGCACAGGAUAGGAAACGGAGAAAAACAAAGAGCAUUACAAUCACGUGAUACACCCAGACGCCACACUGUUCGGAGCACCACCACCGCCUCCGGGGACUACACAAGGUGGUGGUGGUAUCACCGCCGGGCCGGUUCGGGGAGGUGGGGGUAGAACCAGCAGGGGGGGCUGCUUCCGGCUGUAGUUUCGGAUCAUGUUCAAAAUUUAUUCUCCGCAAAACGAAGAUGUGCAGCAGAUGCGGAAAAUUGGCUGUUUGAAAUAUUAAGUUUUAUAUAAAUGAUAUUGCUAGGACUGACACUGAGUCAUUUCCAGGCUAAAGUGCUCGUUUUUCAGGCGGGGUUCAGUCCGUGACGUCUUGGUAUAGCUUAGGAAAAAUCCAAAUCGACACGCUAUAAUCUUCUAGAGUCAAAAUAAAACACAAACGCCCAGAGAUGAUGAUUGCAGACAACUACAUCAUGCAACUGAAUUUGCAAGAAAGUUUCUCAGCUCUGGACACUAGACAGAAAUCUGUCGUGCACUGAAUAGAUAUUUUUGAUUUUCCUCAUCCUGAAUGGAGAACAGGUAAAACAAAUUUGGGUGUUGUGCUUUUCGGAU
Messenger RNA from Amoebophrya sp. A120, 2435 nucleotides. NCBI's taxonomy places the organism in Eukaryota, Dinophyceae, Syndiniales, Amoebophryaceae. The record is from the annotation of a GenBank genome assembly.